AUGCCUCUAUUACCCCGCAGUCCCAGGAAAAGACCCUUUCAAUCUGCUUUUGAAUCUGAGCUUAUUGAUGAGAAGCCACAAAUCUGGAGUACAACUCAUCCGAAGCGAGUGAAAUCAAAGGGCAAAGAGUUGCGCGAAGUCACAAGAUCGAAAUCAUCAUCUGUGGACUGCCUUCCUAAUGAAAUUUUGUUGAGGAUAUUCCAAGAAUCUAUAAACGCGUCAGGAUCUUCAAUAUCAAUUCCAAUCGACAUGACGUCCUGCAACUCGGCACCUGUCACCCUUCUGUAUGUUUGCAAUCGCUGGAGACAUCUUGUACUUGGAUCACCGCUUCUCUGGACAAAAAUUCAUACUCCAGAGCUUAUAUUCGACAACGAUAUUUCUCUUGGGCCGUACCAGAAAGUACUGGCCCAGCUGCUCGGGUAUUCACAGACCUUGCCUAUAUUUGUCAAGCACAACUCUCCGGGGUAUCAUUACUGGAACACAAUUAAAAACCACGUAAAGCUGACUCCAGGAUGCACCUUUACGAGCCGACAUCUGCGCGGCUUAGCGAACGAUCAUUCAUUGAAUAUGCUGCUUGCUUUGACGAACGCUGGCCACCGGUGGAAAACCUUUGAAAUCACAUUCGACAAUGCUCUUCUCCAAAGUUUCAGUAGCCUGUGCAGUCACCAAGAUCCAUGUCUUGGAGCAAAUCUUGAAUCGUUGAAAAUUUGCUUUUCUGACUCGCCUCGUACUAGUAUGGACUUCGACGACCUUUGGUGUUGGAUCAAGCGCCUUCCCGUCUUGAAAAAUUUGUACAUCACGGAUUCUCGACAAUUUCUGGCAAAUACAAAUCCAAAAUCUCUUCCAUUGGGGUUCAUUACUGGAGAAAUACAAUUCCAGAAGCCGUCGAUUAAGUUUUUGGACGCUCUGCAGAUCAUUUCUCAGUGCAAAUCUGCCACCAAGGUCCUUAUAUGCGGCAGGAGUCUGUGCAGCGAUGCUAGCGAUAGCCCAACCUACCACUCUGGACCUACGACGCCGCUAUGUUUCCACCGCAUAACCGCCUUGAUAUUAAAAGGAAUACAAUAUCCUAUACAUAUCCUGGACCACUUUACGUUUCCCUCUCUCGUCAGGCUUGAGAUAUUUCUCUGCUUUGCAGUUAUCGGCGAGGACCUUAGGAAUGACUCGCUCUCUAUAUUUAAGAGGUUUCUUGACCGAUCCCAGCCCCAGUUGGCUGAAUUUAUCGUGCGAGAUGACUACAUGACGGAAGAAAUCGCACUUCCUUUUCUCAUGCUCCCAAGGCUUCGUCAUGUCUCUACAGUUGACUUUGAUUCGGUGAGGCCUAUUUCUGCAGGCCUUUUAGCAAGCCUUCAUCACGGUGAAGAUCUUGAUGCAACAUGGAAUGAACGCCUCAGGGAUAUUGACCUCAUGAUAUGGAAAUCACGCAGUGAAGACGCAGGAUAUCAUUUCGGAUGGAAGUCCAUGCGUAACAACGAAACCCUUCAGCUAUCCAUUAGAGGUGGGCGGAUUCAACGGUGA
This is a messenger RNA of Psilocybe cubensis, 1515 nucleotides long. RefSeq lists its product as uncharacterized. NCBI's taxonomy places the organism in Eukaryota, Fungi, Basidiomycota, Agaricomycetes, Agaricales, Agrocybaceae. The transcript has 2 exons. The record is from RefSeq and is a predicted model, not a curated record. Bases 1 to 1515 code for a protein of 504 amino acids.